Trypanosoma cruzi is the source of this 582-nucleotide messenger RNA. RefSeq names its product calpain-like cysteine peptidase, putative. Lineage: Eukaryota; Euglenozoa; Kinetoplastea; Trypanosomatida; Trypanosomatidae. The annotation marks the transcript as partial. The transcript has a single exon. The record is from RefSeq and is a predicted model, not a curated record.
GGGUGUUUCCUUUUCCAUCCGUCUCUCAACGAUUACCGUGUGCCCUCGAAAUUUGUGGAGUGCACGCCAUCUUGCGUUCUCGAAGUCAGCGUUGAACAGCCCACAUGGAUGUGCUUUACAAUUUCUCAGCAGGACAGACGUGGACGCCAAGAUGCCAUUGAGUACCAGCCUGUAAUGUUGAGCAUUGCGCAACCCUUGGAAAAAGGGCUCUAUAAGGUUGUUCAAAACAGCUCUGCUGAUGCAUACAGUCCAAGUUGCGACAAGUGGAUUUUUUUGCAGGCUCGUGACGUCAGUCUGAUACACAAGUUCCUACCGGAACACUCGCCAUACCUCGUCAUACCUCGUCUCAUGUCAAUGACCGGGCAGGAGGGGGAAGUACCAUACGCGCUGGGAUUUUCUUGCAACAGGGUUGUUGGACACGAUGGCGUGACCGUCCAAUUCAAAGCUCUUGACAAGGAGAAUAAAGUGAUGCACAACUUUCCCAAAUUUGAUCCUGAGGCCACACCUGUCGUGGUGGACUACCAAGUAAAGUCACCCCACAAGGGGUACCCAGAGAUGAAGCAGGGCCAGACGGUGUAUUAA